CCUUGCUCUUACUUUCACUCCAUCAGUAUUUGCUUCCAGAAAGCCGUCUCUCAUUUACAAGCAAAGUACAAUGCCGGUCCAAGAUCGCACCAAUGAAUUUUUGGCCUGUGUAGAUUCGAUUAUUAGCAGAACCUCGAUUCCCUCUCGACGAGAUACAAAGCAAAAGCUGUUACAGAAUGGCAAAUCCGUCACCAAAUCCGAAUUCUCGCGUAUGGCGUCAGGAAUAGGGAAGGACAUAAGUAGUACGAACAUCAAGUUAGGCAAACUGUCACAACUCGCGAAGAGGAAAACGUUAUUUGAUGACAGACCAGUUGAAAUUAGCGAACUCACCUUUAUAAUCAAGCAAGACCUUGCUAGUCUCAAUAAGCAGAUAGCUACUCUCCAGGCGUACGUGAAACAGAAAAAGGCCCAGGGAGCGAAGUCGGAGGAUGGAAACCAGAUUAACGAACAUAACAAAAAUGUCGUAACCCUUUUGCAGAGCAAAUUGGCAGAUACAAGUGUAGCUUUCCAGGAAGUCUUAGAAGUACGCACUCAGAACAUGAAAGAAUCUAAAGAUAGAACAGAACAGUUCAUGUAUACUGCCUCCUCCGCCGCUUCUCAGCCUCCUACCAACUCUGUCCUGUUCAAUACUCGAGGCGAUCCCAUGGGUGAUGGUAGCCCAAGUCGAUAUGAUUCCAAGCGUCCUCAAAACGGAGAUAUGCUCGCUCUCAAUCUGGAGGCAGCAGAAGAAGGAUCUGGUUCGCAGAACGGAGGGGCUUUCUUGCAAAUGCAAAUGAUCGAACAACAGGAUUCUUAUAUACAAUCACGUUCGACUGCGAUAGAAUCUAUAGAGUCUACCAUUGCAGAACUUGGGCAAAUUUUCAUGCAAUUAGCCAAUAUGGUCGCUGAGCAAGGGGAGACUGUGCAGCGUAUAGACGCGGAUUCACAUGACAUUGCAGCCAAUGUCAGCGGUGCACAACGAGAGCUGCUGAAGUAUUACGCCAGUAUAUCAAGUAACAGGUGGCUUAUGCUAAAGAUAUUCGGGGUGCUCAUCGUUUGCUUCCUUGUAUUUAUUCUUGUUUCAUGAGCAGAUUCAUCAUGUUGCUGGAUCACUCAGUACUUCACUU
Lentinula edodes (shiitake mushroom) is the source of this 1106-nucleotide messenger RNA. Its product is annotated as t-SNARE. The transcript has 7 exons. Gene Ontology annotation, molecular function: SNAP receptor activity; SNARE binding. Gene Ontology annotation, cellular component: SNARE complex; Golgi membrane; endomembrane system. NCBI's taxonomy places the organism in Eukaryota, Fungi, Basidiomycota, Agaricomycetes, Agaricales, Omphalotaceae. The record is from RefSeq and is a predicted model, not a curated record. The coding region runs from base 71 to 1066 and encodes 331 amino acids. Gene Ontology annotation, biological process: endoplasmic reticulum to Golgi vesicle-mediated transport; vesicle fusion; intracellular protein transport.